AUGCCCAGCUGCGAUCUCAAGGGGCCACGGGGGAUAGACGGGACGCCGGGGCCACGGGGGAUAGACGGGACGCCGGGAGACAGAGGAUACAAGGGGGACCCUGGAGAGGGGAUCCGGGGGAACCGGGGGAACCGGGUGAAACGGGCUCACCGGGGGAUCCGGGGGAACCGGGGGAACCUGGUGAAACGGGGUCACCGGGGGAUCCGGGGGAACCGGGUGAAACGGGGUCACCGGGGGAUCCGGGGGAACCGGGUGAAACUGGUGAAACGGGGUCACCGGGGGAUCCGGGGGAACCUGGUGAAACGGGGUCACCGGGGGAUCCGGGGGAACCGGGUGAAACUGGUGAAACAGGGUCACCGGGGGAUCCGGGGGAACCGGGUGAAACGGGGUCACCGGGGGAUCCGGGGGAACCGGGUGAAACUGGUGAAACGGGGUCACCGGGGGAUCCGGGGGAACCGGGUGAAACUGGUGAAACGGGGUCACCGGGGGAUCCGGGGGAACCGGGGGAACCUGGUGAAACGGGGUCACCGGGGGAUCCGGGGGAACAGGGUGAAACUGGUGAAACGGGGUCACCGGGGGAUCCGGGGGAACCGGGUGAAACUGGUGAAACGGGGUCACCGGGGGAUCCGGGGGAACCGGGUGAAACGGGGUCACCGGGGGAUCCGGGGGAACCGGGUGAAACUGGUGAAACGGGGUCACCGGGGGAUCCGGGGGAACCGGGUGAAACGGGGUCACCGGGGGAUCCGGGGGAACCGGGUGAAACUGGUGAAACGGGGUCACCGGGGGAUCCGGGGGAACCGGGUGAAACUGGUGAAACGGGGUCACCGGGGGAUCCGGGGGAACCGGGUGAAACGGGGUCACCGGGGGAUCCGGGGGAACCUGGUGAAACGGGGUCACCGGGGGAUCCGGGGGAACCGGGGGAACCGGGGGAACCUGGUGAAACGGGGUCACCGGGGGAUCCGGGGGAACCGGGUGAAACUGGUGAAACGGGGUCACCGGGGGAUCCGGGGGAACCGGGUGAAACUGGUGAAACGGGGUCACCGGGGGAUCCGGGGGAACCUGGUGAAACGGGGCCACCGGGGGAUCCGGGGGAACCGGGUGAAACGGGGUCACCGGGGGAUCCGGGGGAACCUGGUGAAACGGGGUCACCGGGGGAUCCGGGGGAACCGGGGUGAGAAAGGCGACCCUGGACUCACGACUGAGGAAAUCGACGCGGCCAUUGUUGCAAAGCUGAAACUCGUCUGUCCCUGUGGACUGGCCUGUCGUGAAACCCCCCUAGAGCUGGUCUUUGUGGUCGACACCUCGUCCAGCACCACGUCCCAGGACCUGGCUCACGUCAAGACGUUUUUGAAACGUGUCUUCGACCGAGCGUCUGUGAGCCCGGAGCUCACCAGGAUAGGACUGAUCAACUAUGGGGACACGGCCACAGUUGUGAUUACCUUGACUGAAGACCUGACCACGGAACAGAGGAAGGCCGAAGUGGAUUCCUUAUCCCGUGUCGGCGGGGACCCCUACACGGCCACGGCCAUCGAGCAAGCCUUCACCACGUUCCAGGAUGCUCGCGAGGGAGUGGAGAUGGUGGCCGUCAUCAUCACGGCCAGCAUCAGCCACUUCAAUGACCCGGUGCAACUUUCAACUGCGGUCGAGCAACUCCAGGAGUACGACGUGGAGGUUUUCACCAUUGGAAUCGAAUUGGAGGACGACGACAACUUCAGAGACGAGAUGAGAUUCCUGGCCUCGGACCCCAACUUUUACCACACUUUCUUCAUUGGCAGAUUCGUUCGACUUCCAGCGGUUGAGAGAAAUCUGCUGAGGAGCCUCUGUGAGGAGGACGGCACUCGAAUCUUCAGGCCCAAUAGGAAUCCCAAUCCUGAACUGAAUGCUGACAUGGCUGCCGACAUGAAUGUCACCAUGCCAUUCUGGUUGUCGCUGCAUAACAACUCGGCCAACACGUCGCUGAACUCCUUCGGUCAACCCUUCAGCUUAGACCCGCUGUUCUACGAAGACGGUGUGAUGACUGCCCAGCUGGAUGAGUCACCUGACUCUGUGAUAUUCCCUCCCACCACCACAUCAGACAUGACAUCUGGGUCCUCACUGCAUCAGGACUCGGAGAACACGAGUCCAUCUGUCCGCAGUAAGCCCCUCAGUUGGGACCCACAGUUCUUCAGAGACCCUGUGAAAACCCAGGACACGGAGCCCUCGGUGACCAGCCAGCUGGAUGAGACGACCGUCUCUGUGACAUCGACUCCAGCCACCACAACAGACGCUGACAGUCUCACCACAGAAACGGUGUUUGGGAAAAGAAGCAGCUUGACGGGGGGCAGAACCACAGCGAAGCCCAUGUCCAGUUUGGUCCCGCUUCACUAUAGCAGCUAUGAUUUCUUGGCAUCUUUCCUAAACAAACCACCCAAAUCGGAGCUUUUGAAAAAGAAGAAAUUAAACAACAGCUGA
Messenger RNA from Synchiropus splendidus (mandarinfish), 2451 nucleotides. RefSeq names its product collagen alpha-1(XXVIII) chain-like. The transcript has 37 exons. NCBI's taxonomy places the organism in Eukaryota, Metazoa, Chordata, Actinopteri, Syngnathiformes, Callionymidae. The coding region runs from base 1 to 2451 and encodes 816 amino acids. The record is from RefSeq and is a predicted model, not a curated record.